GAAAGAAUCAGAAAAAUGCUGAAAAGCGGGUGUUGCUCCUUAUCAUUAUCAUCGCCAAAAGGUCUUUGUGCUCUCCGCACUGCUGCUUCUUCCACUUCCCCUGCUCGUUCCUCUCUAAAACGGCGUUAUAGAUCCGUCCUGGGUGUCACGUCUCCAUCGAUACCGACGAGAUUACACGGAACUCUUGCAACGACUUGUACCAGGAUUACGAGGACUGGGAUACUUGGGACCACGGAUAGAAUAGGGAAGAGAACGAUGAGCUCUACAGCUGAAAUUCCGACUACGCCUGAAGCUCUCGAAGCUGAAAUCACGUCGCUGACUGCGACGUUCAACGACCUCCGGCUCAACCCCGACAAAGCCUCUUCCUCGGGCACUUCAAUCGACGAUGUCAAGAAACGGUUAGGGGAGUUGAAGAAGGCUUUGGCGUUGGCUAAGAAUGCGGGGAAGGAGAAGAAACCGAAGGACCCUAAUGCUGCUGCUGCUGCCCCUGCGCCCGGAGGUGCCCAGGCGCAGAAGAAGGAGAGGUUGCUGCUCAAAACCGCCAAGGGAACGAAAGAUUACAACCCAGCCGAGAUGUUCUGCCGCGACCACAUCGAGCGCAUCGUCAAGGAAUGCUUCACGACUUUUGGCGGCGCUUGCCUCGACACCCCCGUUUUCGAGCGCAAAGACGUCUUGACAGACAAGUACGGUGAAGACUCGAAGCUCAUUUUCGACUUGAAGGACCAGGGAGGAGAGGAAUUGGCGCUGCGAUACGACCAUACCGUCCCGCUCGCCCGGUACCUCGCCAUGCAGGGCGGGAAUAACACCCAGAGCAAGAUCUGGCAGAUUGGAAAAGUGUACCGCAGGGAUAACCCGGUUAUGUCUAAGGGACGGAUGAGGGAGUUUAUGCAGGCUGAUUUCGAUAUCACCGGAGUCUGGGACCCCAUGAUCCCCGACGCCGAAAUCCUCAGCAUGAUCAGCACCGCCCUGACCCGCCUCGACGUCGGCGAGUUCACCAUCAAGCUCAACCACCGCAAAAUCCUCGACGGGCUCUUCGCCGUCUGCGGCGUCCCGCCCGAGAAAAUCCGCUCCAUCUCCUCCGCCGUCGACAAACUCGACAAACUUCCCUGGUCCGAAGUCAAGCGCGAGAUGACGGAGGAGAAGGGGUUGGACGAGGCGAUUGCUGAUAGGAUUGGGGAGUAUGUCAAGCAUAAGGCGCAGGGUACCCUCGAGACGACUUCGCUGGAACUCCUGGAGUGGUUGAAGAAGGACGAGAAGUUGACGGGGAAUAAGAGUGCGAAGGAGGGGUUGGAGGAGGUGGAGUUGUUGUUCAGGUACUUGAAGGCGUACGGCGUGCUGCCCAGGGUCUCGUUCGAUCUAUCAUUGGCGAGGGGGUUGGAUUACUACACGGGCGUGAUCUACGAGGUCGUAGUGGCCGCUUCAGCGCCACCUGGUUUCAACCCCGCCGAUGCCUUUGCCGAGUCCUCUUCGUCGACGCCAGCACCAGCACCACCCAAGAAGAAGGCCAACGCAGUCUCAACGGGCAACGACGACGACCCCGAGAUCGACGAGUCCCAAGUCGGCGUGGGCUCCAUCGCUGCUGGAGGCCGCUACGACAACCUCGUAUCCUCAUUCGUCGCCGCUUCCGCUGGUAUCUCUCUCAACCCCACCAACGCGAAGGAAGCGAAAGAGGCGAAGAAGAUCCUCCAAGUUCCUUGUGUCGGAAUUAGUAUCGGUAUGGACAGGAUUUUCGCUUUGGUGUGGCCGAAAUGGGAGGCGAGGGGUGCAAGGGCGAAGGAGGUUAUGGUCUACGUUAUGAGUGCUGGUGAUGGCCUUUUGGAGGAGAGGAUUGGGUUGGUGAAGGAGUUGAGGGAGAGUGGUAUCAAGACCGAUUAUUUGGCGAAAUCGAAACCUAAACUCCCAGCCCAGUUCGCGGCUGGUGAGAAGGACUAUGUGCCGUUUGCGAUUAUCCUUGGAGGAGACGAGCUCAAGGAGGGGUUGGUUACUGUUAAGGAGCAGAAGUGGGAACUCCGGGACGGCAAGAAAGUCAAAGUGGAAGACGCGGACAAGGGUACAAAGGUCCGCCGGGACGAGUUGGUGGCGUAUUUGAAGAAUACGAACGUGUGGAAGGAUUGGGAGGCGAGGCGGUGGGAGUAG
Messenger RNA from Coprinopsis cinerea okayama7#130, 2136 nucleotides. Its product is annotated as histidine-tRNA ligase. Gene Ontology annotation, cellular component: mitochondrion. The record is from RefSeq and is a predicted model, not a curated record. NCBI's taxonomy places the organism in Eukaryota, Fungi, Basidiomycota, Agaricomycetes, Agaricales, Psathyrellaceae. Bases 256 to 2136 code for a protein of 626 amino acids. Gene Ontology annotation, biological process: mitochondrial translation. The transcript is spliced from 5 exons.